This is a messenger RNA of Anopheles marshallii, 3450 nucleotides long. It is a transcript of the gene lds, whose product is annotated as transcription termination factor 2. NCBI's taxonomy places the organism in Eukaryota, Metazoa, Arthropoda, Insecta, Diptera, Culicidae. Gene Ontology annotation, molecular function: ATP binding; ATP-dependent chromatin remodeler activity. The coding region runs from base 1 to 3450 and encodes 1149 amino acids. The transcript has 5 exons. The record is from RefSeq and is a predicted model, not a curated record.
AUGUCUGCUGAGAACUUUUUUGUGGAGGAUUCUGCGGAAGAAGAUUCGCUCAUGGAAAACCAAUCGUUCGGGAAGUUCCGGGACGCUGAAUCGAUUGUGAUCGAUGAAACCGACUCAUCUGCAACGGUUGAGUCUUCUGUUAACAGUGUAAACAACUCGUCUGCUGCUAGCGAAGAGGAAAACAUGGUGCUACAGAUGAAGAAACGCCAGAGUAAACGAAUGUCCUUGCAUCCGAGACAAGUGGAAAACGAACCCAGUGAUGAGAGCGAACAGGAAGAUCAAGAUCGAACCAACGAUGGGUCCGACCGUGAAGAAGAUGUUAGCAGCGGCGAAGAAGAUGAGGACGAGGUGGAACGACGUGCGUUUUCACCAGUGACUCGUAUGAGUAUUCAUGGGGUUGCGGCUGUUGGCACGAGCGACGAUGAAGAUCCUAGUGGUGACGAGCGUACAGGUGGUGGCUCUGAUAGUGAGGACGAAAUCAUAACUACUACUCGCAAAAACCGCAAGAAGAUAGUCAUCUCCGAUGAUGAAAAUGGUGAUGGAACUAAGAAUCAGAAUGAUUCGGAAGGGGCUCCACGGUACGUAGAAACAGGCAACAAUGUAUCAUCAACAUUCCAUCAAGACGAUGAUCAGGAUGCGAUCAGCACGAAGCUCUCCUCGACGUUAAAAUCUGAAGCAGAAUCGAAUGCGCAUAACGACGAGCGUAAUGAAUCUCGUGGGGAAUUAUCCUUUAACGGUGGUCGGCAUUCGAUAAGCAUCCGUGCUUCGAUCGGCGAAAAGCUGUCUUCGACGCACAUUGUAGAGGAGAUUAAAACUACCACCUCUGAUGCGGAAAAUAAACCCAGCAUACACAAUGAUUCGAGCAGUGUAAGAUUAAUAGAAAAAUCGCUAGAAAUUCUCUCUGUUAGCAGCGGUGAAGAGAAUGAAGUUUCUUUCCAAGGUGUAUCACAAGCGAAUGUGCCGGCGAGCGGUAAACCUGCUCAGCAGAAUCUUGUUCAACCGACCAUAACCGGGUUUGUGCGUGGUCAGCAGAAGCAACGAGUGUCGCAAAGUGAGUACGAUGCUAAAGUACGUCGCAUGGCCGAUUUAAAAAGUCAGCUGGUGCUGAUCGAAAGCGUCAUGAAGAACAGUGCCAAGUUGCCGGAUAAGGGGGCCGGUUUGGUGCGCCGUUUGGCCGAUAUAAAGUCGCAAAUAUUCGAGCUAGCCAAGGACAUCGAAAUGACACGGGCCACCCCGAGCAAGGGAAUAAAGAAAACUAUUCAGCAAAACUUUGAUCAAUCCCAGAGGGGCGUAGAAAGCUCGCGAGAUGCUAGCGCAGACGGUAGUGUAGGUGCGGGUAAGCGUGGCGAUUUUAUAUCGUGGGACACGAUCAAGAAAACGACGGACGAUAUUCAACCGCGACACACGGGAAAACAGGGUAUCGCAACGUUUGAAAACCAAAAGCUGCUUACGAUGGACCGUUUGGCGACGUUGCACAAGUCGAUCGAAACUUGUCCGACGGAGGACACGCUAGCCGAUCCGCCGAAGCUGCUCAAGAUCGAUCUGAUGAAUCAUCAGCGGCACGCGCUGGCCUGGAUGUUGUGGCGCGAAACGCAGAAACCGCGCGGAGGCAUUCUUGCCGAUGAUAUGGGUCUCGGCAAGACGUUAAGCAUGAUCUCGCUGGUGCUGAAAUCGGCAGAAUUGGACCCGGACGGGGAGCUGCUGGAACGGGAAAGCGAGAGCGAGGGUGAAGAAGAGGAAAAUCAAAACCCGAACGGUGGUUGGAAGUCGAAGGGACGAAAGGAUUAUUAUGCGGGCGGUACACUAAUCGUGUGUCCUGCGUCGCUUAUACGCCAGUGGGAAAGCGAGAUAACGAACCGUGUGAAGCGCAACAGUUUGUCCGUGUGUGUGCAUCACGGAACGCAGCGCGAAUCGAAACCGCGCCAGCUGGCAAAGUACGAUAUCGUCAUCACGACGUACAAUAUCGUUUCGCGGGAAAGUAAGGUUGCGGCACGAGGCUGUGCCGGAGUGUACGGUGUCAACUGGGAGCGCAUCAUACUGGACGAGGCACACGUCAUUCGAAACCACAAAAGCAACAUGUCCGAAUCGUGCUGCGGACUGAAGGGCCGCUACAGAUGGUUGCUAACCGGCACACCGAUACAGAACAAGGAGAUGGACGUGUACGCACUGAUGAAAUUUUUGCGCUGCACACCGUUCAACGAUCUGGUGCACUGGAAGCGAUGGAUCGACAAUAAAACGGCUGGCGGAGCGAUGCGUUUGAAUACUAUCAUGAAGUCGAUCAUGUUACGGCGUACGAAGAAGGAGCUGCAGGAACGAGGCGCCCUUACCAGCCUGCCGAGCAAAACGGUCGAAGUGAUCGAGGUGGAGCUGGAGAAGGACGAGAUGAACGUUUAUCAGAAGGUGCUGAUGUACUCGAAGCAUUUGUUCGCUCAGUUCUUACACCAACGGGCAGAGAAGGAGCAUGCCAUAAACUACGGUUUCGGAGGCAAUAGACCCACCUUCUCUCAACGCGGUGGUGCAAAUUACGCAUUUGAUAAGGUACACCAAAAGCUAAAGAGAAUGCACGACGAUGACGGAAAGGAGGUUAAACAGCAUCAGAUUUUGGUGCUGCUGCUUCGCCUGCGGCAAAUUUGUUGCCAUCCGGGGUUAAUUUACGAGAUGCUGUCCGACGACGAUGAGGGCGCCCUUGAACUGUCCGGUGCAGAUGAAGCAAGCCUCGACAGUGAGGUGGAUCUGUUGGGACAGCUGAACAAGUUAAAACUGAACGACGUGAUUGCAGAACAUGAGACAAAUCUUGCGAACGGUGGUGAUGGUAAAGGUGAACUUUCGUUGAACCUGUCCGAUAAGUUCGACCGGCCGGAAGCGAUGGCAAAGGCGGCUUCGAAGGUAAUGCUCAAAUCGAAUCCGAUCUUCCGCAUCGAUCGUGCCAGUUCGAAGAUCGAAAGAGCGAUGCAGUUGCUGGAGGAGAAAAUAUUUGCUACAGGCGAUAAGGCGAUCGUUGUUUCGCAGUGGACCAGCAUGCUGGAAAUCUUGGGCUCCCAUCUGUCAGCUCGGAACGUACCCCACGUGUCGCUGACGGGUAAGGUCCCGGUCAAGCUGCGUAACGAUAUUGUGGUGGCGUUCAACAACCCGUCGGGAAAGUCGAAGAUAAUACUUCUCUCAUUGACGGCCGGAGGCGUUGGAUUGAAUCUCGUCGGUGCGAAUCAUCUCUUUCUGCUCGACCCGCACUGGAAUCCACAGCUCGAGGCACAAGCGCAGGAUCGCAUUUAUCGCGUCGGUCAAACGAAAUCCGUUUACAUUUGGAAAUUUAUGUGUGCCGAGACCGUGGAGCAGAAAAUCCAUGCACUUCAGCAGCACAAGCUUGGCAUCGCGGACGGUGUGCUAACCGGAACGGUGAACAAGGGCAGCAAGCUAACGAUGGACGAUUUGAAAUCGCUGUUCGGACUGUAA